This is a messenger RNA of Actinia tenebrosa (Australian red waratah sea anemone), 1564 nucleotides long. RefSeq lists its product as uncharacterized. Lineage: Eukaryota; Metazoa; Cnidaria; Anthozoa; Actiniaria; Actiniidae. The record is from RefSeq and is a predicted model, not a curated record.
AAAUGCACGCAUGCGCUAAAGUUUUUCCCUAGUGUCGGCGGCGGCAACAUUGCGCGCAAUAUUUUGAAAUUCAGUCUCAGCUAAUUCGUUUGCACUAAAACGAAAACCAAUGACCAUAAGACUUAGUAUAGCAAGCGUGGUUAUCGAUGGAAGACGCCAGCCAUAUUGGCACAAUUUUGCGCGAUGUUGCUGAAACAGAAAACGUGCAGUCAUCUGUGUACCCAAUAUCUUUCAUGCCUAUCUUACAACUACAAAGUGAUGUCUGUCGGGAGAUUGGAUCGGUGUGAGCUGAACAACGCUACCAGGCAGUCGGUCCCAGAUUCUUAUAUUGAUAACCCACUCUACAACCACUACUACGAUCUGGAUACAGAGACUUCAAGAUCGUGUCUGGAUUACCUUCGAUAUGGCGCAACAAGAAAUGGAAUCUAUGACAUAACGGACAUCAGUGGAGAUUCCUAUCCAGUUUGGUGUGAUGUCACCUCUGAACCACGUUCAGCAUGGACCCUCAUCAUGUCCCAUGCAUUUCGUAACAAAGAUCAGCAAGCUUUUUGCCGGAAAACUUUAACCGAAGACGUUCCAGUCAACCAAGACAACCCGAAUUGGGAAGCCUAUCGACUGUCGCUGCGUCGCAUGCAGUUCCUAUUCAACCAAUCAACGCACUGGCGAGUGACAUCGAGUUCGUACAAAUAUGGCGUUGAUUUCCGCGAUUAUGUAAGAGCCAGCCUCUCAGCUUUCGACAUAUUGAGCUAUCUUGGUCGUGGCGAAUGUAAGAACGUCGAAUAUAUUAAUAUAAGGGGAAUCAAUGCUUCUUUUACCACUGUGCCCUUUUGGCAAUCACUAGCUUCUCCAGCCGACAUCUUGCACACUGAUAGUUCCCUUAACCCCUGUGCCUUUGAUGCAAGACAGGGAGCUGUUGCUAGCGAAAAUAAUUUUGGAUUGCUUUGCAUAGAUACCAAUCCUGCCUUUAGAGCCUCUGAGAGUGCUGAUAGCACUAAUGAACAUUGGAUGGGAGGAUAUUUGUAAACUUGAAGAGAUCCAUGGCAUACUAUUUCAUCAGUGAUCGCUCAGUGCACAUAUGCAUGCAGUCUUACUUUUAAAAUGCAUCAAAUAGCGACUCUUAAAGUGGCGUAGCGAGAAUAACGGAGUUGGAGGGACGUGCACACGUGUUUUGGCGCGGAAAAUCCCCGCCAAAUCCACAGGUAGCCCCUCAAAAUAGGAAAAAUGAAAAAUUGGGAUUUUUUUGCUGGAACACUCUGCUCGUUACGCCCCUGUACACUGAUGUUCAGUUUAACACAACUUCAGUUUUUAAGGGGUAGGGUCACGUGAUCUGUUGUUGCAAAAGGCCUCUUAUGGGGCAAAACGUUAAUUUUCACGGUUUAAUUUUGAUCGUGUGGGGUGUUCAUUUUUGCAUGCAGAAACAUAUCAAGGAAACAACGUUAGAUUAGCAGAUUCAAGACCUCUUUCGAUUGUACUCAGUCUACGUAAUUAGAUAGCCAAUGUGAAGUCAUUAGUCUGUAGUAUAUUAAGAGGAAAUUUUUUUCAACAAUGAGGAAUAAUGGCAAAA